This is a messenger RNA of Cataglyphis hispanica, 1956 nucleotides long. RefSeq lists its product as uncharacterized. Lineage: Eukaryota; Metazoa; Arthropoda; Insecta; Hymenoptera; Formicidae. Bases 258 to 1721 code for a protein of 487 amino acids. The transcript has 6 exons. The record is from RefSeq and is a predicted model, not a curated record. Gene Ontology annotation, molecular function: lipid binding.
GUCGCCUCAAAAUGACCUGUCAGAGAUAUCGUCCCACUAAAUUCACUUGGGUAUCACCCCAACUAGUAGAACGAAUGCAUACACUUCUCUAUAAUCGUUCGAGCUCCAUGUCGCACGUCAUCGUCAUCGUCCAUUGAUAAGCAUCUAUCUCAGUGGAUAGAGAAAGAUCAUAGUUAAUGACACAAAGUGUAUAUGUGUGUGUGCGCAUUAAAAUUAAAAUUAAUUGAUAUAUUGAUUGAUUAAGAAUAAAAAUCGACAUGUGGUGCGAGUUGCGUUCGAUUCAAUCAAAAAUGCGAACAACAUUCCUCUUGAUGGUGUGCUGUUUCCUGUGUGGCCUAUGUGCGGGCGACGAGUCGAAAAAACUAAACGAUACCUCAUCUUCGAUAGACAAAAGUAAGGCAGCUCAGAUUGCAGCGGGUGAGCAACGUCUCGGGGAUCAGAUUCGUGCGAUUCUCAAGCAUUAUCAGCAAGACGAUCCGAUUGGGCUUCCGGGCGCACCGAUACCGGAUCCGAUGCCGGUGCCGGAUAUGAAGCAUUCCUUUUCUAUGUACACGAUGAAUUUUAAGCAAGUCAACGUUUACGGACUAUCCAAAUUUCGUAUCGAACACGUAGAAUCGGAGCUGGCUCGUAUGCAGGUAUCCGUCGCAGUGAGGAUCGAUAGUCUUGACAUUCGCGGAUUAUACACAUUGGCAUCAUGGCUUUCAAGAUCAGCCGGCAAUUUUACAGUCAAGCUCACCGGCGUAAAUGUCGAGGGCAUUGCAAGGCUAGAAGUGGCCACUGACGGUAAAUUACAGGCUCAGAACAUCGACAUGGAUCUGACUUUUAACAAGAUCGACCUGGACUUUAAAAAUCUAGGGUUCCUCGGUUCGGUCUUCCAAGGUGUCAUCAAUUCUGUCGGCUCUUUCAUCUUUGACAGCAUCAAGCCAUUUAUAUUGAAAGAAGUUAACACAAACGUGAGGGGCGAAGUGAAUAAGCAGAUAUCACAAUUACCGCAGUAUUUCCCUAAUUCGAUUUCACCCUUUGACAUGGCGGUGGCAGAAGCUCGUAAGCAGGUUUCUCAAAUGGGCUACGACCCAUACAAAUUGAAGGAUUACACCCAGAGCGUCGGUGUAUUCACUGUGACCUCCUCACACACCUGGAUCACCGGUUUGGCCAGUUUCUAUCGCAUGGGCAACAUAACGAUCACUUUGGAGAAAGGAAUUGUGUACGCACUUCUGGAUGUCGGUACUCAGGAGUUAAAGGGCAAUACGCACUGGGAGGUCAGCGUGAUUGGCGGUUUCCUAUCUCGCGCUGGCACUGUAUCCUUCACCGUACAAUACUUCCGAGUACAGAUUAAACUGAGUCAGUCACUAGACACGCGAAAGCGCGCCACCCUGGAAGAGCUAGAACUCGAGCUAGGCAACAUCCAGGCGAGGGUCCACGGAGCCGGCACGCUUGAUUAUCUGAUGGAGGCAGGCAUUAAUAUAGUGCCGAACCUAUUAAGAUAUCAAAUUAUGGACGCGAUCGAAGGACCGUUGAGGAGACGCAUACAAGAAGAAUUGAACAAGGUAGAUGUGGAAAAAUUGAUUGACGAGAAAAUUCCAGUGAUAGAGGAACAAGCCAGAUGGAUGCAGGGUUUGGUACUCGCGGAGGAAACGAUCUUAGAAGAAUCAACACCGCCAUCAAAUCAAGACGAUCAAAUGCCAUUCUCUGAUAGCGAAGAAGAUCGAGGACCGUCGUAAGAAUCACGGAUAAAUAGUAAUACAUAUUAUAAUUAUGACAAGCUAAAUAAUAAUUGUAAGUAUAAUAAUAAUUAUAUAUAAUAAAUGUUUAGAGAGAGGUCAUUCAAAAUGACAGAAUAAAUUAAAGAGAAAUCUUUAUUGCAAAAAUAUCAUUAGCGCGUGAGGUAUUAUAAUAUAUUACAGUUAUUAUAAUUAUAAAGUAAAAGACAAAUAAAAUUACGAAAGAAAACGUGAA